CUGGACGUGGAGGCAGUGACGAUUUACUUCGCGAGCCUUUUCAUUACCUUUCAGUUUGUGGGUUACAACAGAAAGUGAUACAUAUAUUGUUCUCACAUGGUGUCGGAUUAUUUAAACAAACUGAGGACGUUUUGCUGAAUAAGAGGAUAAUCACGUCUGUGUGAACUUGAUUCAUAGAAAGUUUAACGCUAAAAAACCCACGUUUUUCCAUGAUUAGGACACAAAUUGCGGCUGGAUCAGACAGAAGGUGGGUCAGCCCCUGAGAGGAGGAUCCAUGGUGUGACGCAUGAUCACACAGCAAAGCAACAAUCUUUGCGACUGGGUUCUGAGGUGUCCUGAAGGCUCCAAUUGUCGCCAUGGGCUUGGUCAGAAGAAACACCAGAAACAAGUCCACAACCCAGUGAGAACACUCACUCAGCCUGAGAUUCCUGCACAGACAGGAGCAGAAGAAAGCCAAAAUGUCAAAGAUAAAUGAGAUGAGCAUUCUGGGGGUGAGGAGCUUCGGGAUUGAAGACAAAGACAAACAGGUCAUCUCUUUCUUCACUCCUGUGACUGUGCUGGUUGGACCCAACGGAGCAGGAAAAACAACGAUUAUUGAAUGUCUCAAGUUUGCAACAUCAGGAGAACUUCCACCUGGAUCUAAAGGAGGUGCUUUUGUUCAUGAUCCAAAGGACGCCCAGAGGACAGUUGUACGAGCCCAGAUUGAGCUCUCACUCUCAGACAUCAAGGGAGAGGAAAUCAAGAUCCAACACUUCAUGUCCUGCUCUCUGAUAGAAAAUAAAUACUCCUUUAAACGUGAAGAGCAGAACAUUAAAAGAACAAAGGAUGGAAGGAGAGUGAGCAGGUCUGUUAAGUGUGGCGACCUGCACCAGGAGAUAACGUCUGCGCUGGGUGUAUCAAAGUCAGUGUUGAACGACGUCAUCUUCUGUCACCAGGAAGAGUCUAACUGGCCACUUAGUGAAGACAGAGUUCUCAAAGAAAAGUUUGACUCCAUCUUCAAUGUAACCAAGUAUAACAAAGCGAGGGCGAAGAUGCAUGAGCUGCGUUUGAAGCAAAGUCGGACAGUCGAACGGUGUCAGGCAGAGCUGUCCUACCUGGAGAAAAACAAGGAGAAGGCCCAGCAGCUUAGAGACAAUGUAGCCCAAAAGCAGGCUGAUCUGAGGGCCUCACGAGAUCUGAUCCUGCACAUAGAGAACCAGAUCAAUCCACUUGAGACACUGCUGAGUGACAUAAAAAUGAAACUUGAAAAUGUGACGAAGCUAGAAAAUGAAAUCAAAGCUCUGGACAGCUUGAGGAAACAGAUGGAGGAGCACAACAAGGAGCUGGAGGAAACUAUGGAAGAGGUGUUUCAGGGUUCAGACGAGCAGCUACAGCAUACUUACGAGAACCACCAGAGGACAGUGAGGGAGAAAGAGCAGAAGCUGCAACAGCACCAGGAGGAGCUGCAGACCUUUGACCAAGAAUACCAGAGACUGACCAGAGACACGAAUGAUCUGCUGUUAGAAAAAGGUCGUCUACAACAUGAAGCUGAACGUCACACUAAGAACACUGAGGACCGUGACAGCCUGGUCCACUCUUUGUCAUCCUGUCUGGAGAUGGAGGGUUACGACCAGCUGCCCUUUACUGUUUCUCAACUCAAGAGCUUUUACCAUCAAGUCACACAGAGACUGGAGCAGGAAAAGGAGAGAGUCAGUCAGCUUUUGGCAGAGCUGCAGAAACUGGAGCAGCAGAAGCAGCAGUCUGUUGAUGAAAUGAGGGACAGGAAGACGUGCAUGGAGAGAACGGUGGAGAUGAAAAGAGACGAGCAGCAAAAGAAGCAACAAGAGCUGAAAAACAUCACAGAAGAGCUGCAAAGACUGCAGGAUUCAUCUAGUCAACUGCAAGAGCUGGAAAAUAAACUGGCUGAAGUGGAGCGUGAGGAUGCAGUUCAGAGCUCCAGCGUGGAGGAGCUGAAGGCCGAGGUCGAGGAGCUCCAGGAAGAAAAGGCUCAACUCGACUGCACACAGAGACAGCUCGACGAAGAGAUGGAGACACUCAACAUGCACACAGCUGCACUCACACAGAUGGACAUACUGAAAAAGGGCAAAGCAGAGAUGGAGGAGCAGAUUCUUCAGAUCCGGUCUCGUCACUUUGAGGAUCUGGUGUCUCUAUUGGGCCACUUUCCAAACAAGAAAGAGCUGCAGGACUGGAUCUCUUCCAAGUCAAAAGAAAUCAGCAGCACCAGGGACAGACUUACAAAACUCAAAAUGGACUUGGCAUCAAAUGAGCAGAAUAAAAGCCACAUUACUGCUGAGCUGCUGAAGAAGGAGCAGCAGUUAGCCACAGAUGAAGAGAAGUUCUUGAAUGUUUGCAGCAGUCGAGAUCUGGAGCAGGACCUGAGCAACCUGCAGAGAGAUCUGGGCGAGAUAUUCAAGACAAAAGCUCUACUAGCUGGAACUAAAGUGGUGUACACCCAGUUCAUCAGCGAGCUAAGCGAGCACAGGAAGCCCUGCUGCCCCAUGUGCCGACGAUCGUUUCCCUCAGAGUCUGAGGUGCAGGAAGUCGUCAGAGUCUUGCAGUCUAAACUACACCUGGUGCCAGAAAAACUGAAGAUCACUGAGCAGGACCUGGAGAGGACAGAGAGGAGGAGAGAGGAGAUAGUGGCUCUCAGGCCUGUGAGGGAGGCCAUUGUGCAGUUUCAGGAAAAUGAGCUGCCAGCAUUGAGGAAGCGGCUGCAGACUGUGGACAGAGAAGCUGAGAGGCUGAAGGGUGAUGUGGAGGAGCAGGAGGCUCUGCUCACCAUCCUGAGGUCUGAGGAGGAAAAAGCCAAAGACUGCCUGCAGGGCAUUUCCCUCAUAGACUCAUACCUGAGAAACCUUGAAGAGGUGGAAAGGAAAAUUGAUGAGCAGGCAGCCAAACUCCAGGAAGUAAACCUGGACAACACAUUUCAGCAGCUUAGUCAGGAGAAACAAGAAACUCAGGACCAGCUCGACACCACUUACAGCACAAUUGUGGGUAAACAUAAACAGAUCCAGGACCAGCAGGAGCAGAUUCAGAGGCUGAAAAGUGCAGCGAUAGAGAUGAGAGACGAGCAGCUUCAGCUGAUCAGAGACAAACAGAAGCAGCAGCACCUGGAGGAGCUGAGUGCAGAGAUCACUGCUAGGAUGGAGGCCUUAACCACAGAGAUCAGGGAGGGAAAUGAAGAACUGCGCCCUCUAUCAGCUGCUCUGGAGAAGCUGCAGCAGGAAAAGCAAAAGCUGGUGGAGCAGAAGAAGCAGAGAGAGGAAGAAGAGCAGAAGAAGAUUCGUAACAUUGAGGAGAGACUGAAGGAAAUCACUGCCUUGCAAAGAGACGUCACUAAAUAUGUUGAUGAGGGAAGAGACAAAUACAAAGAGGACAAAGAGUCAGAGUAUCAAGCAGCAACGACUCAGCUCCAAGAGGCUGAGAGGAAUAAAGAGAGGAUCAGCACAGAGAUGGGAAACAUCCAGCAGGACAAAGACACUCAAAAGGUCAAAGAGCGCUCCUUAUGGGACAACCUGACCUUGAGAAAGCGCGUUAAUGAGCUGAAGAACAUGGCGGCCAAACGUGAGGCUCUGGAGGAAAAACUGAGCUACAUGCAAGUCUCGCAGCUUCAGCGACAACGUGAGGAAGAGGAAAGCAAGCUGGCCGAACUGAAGAGCGAGCGCAGUCGGGAGGAGGGCGCACAGAAACCCCUGGAGGAGCAGAUACUGGAAUACAGCAAACAGCUGGAGGAAGAUCAGUACGGCAAAGCCGAGGAGCUCCACAGAGACAAGAUGAUUGAGAUGAGGACCACACAGCUGCUCAGCAAAGACCUGAAACUCUACGAAGAGGCUCUAGAUCAAGCCAUCGUGAAGUUCCACAGCAUGAAGAUGGAUGAGAUCAACCAGAACAUCAGAGACCUGUGGCGCAGCACCUACAGGGGUCAAGAUAUCGAGUACAUCGAGAUCAGGUCUGAGGUGGAGGAGAGGUCAGAGGGGCGGAGGAGCUACAACUACAGAGUAGUGAUGAUGAAAGGAGACGCAGACGUGAAUAUGAGAGGGCGCUGCAGUGCCGGUCAGAAGGUGCUGGCAUCCCUGAUCAUCCGGCUCGCUCUGGCAGAGGCCUUCUGUCUCGACUGUGGAAUCCUGGCCCUGGAUGAGCCCACCACCAACCUGGACCGGGAGAACAUCAAGUCCCUGGCAGACGCUCUCGUAGAGAUCAUCAGGACUCGCUCUCAGCAGCGUCACUUCCAGCUGCUGAUCAUCACUCAUGACGAGGACUUUGUGCAGCUGCUGGUUCGGUCCGGGUGCAUCCAGCACUUCUACCGCAUCAGCAAGAACCAGGACCAGAACUCAGAGAUCACCAAGCACAGCACAGCCUUCCUCUCUGUGUGACACCUUUGUACCUCAGCAGCUCUGACAUCACUUCAUGGUUCACCCUUUCACAAACGGCCACGUGAGCUGUUCGUCCGGCAUCAGGACGAAAUUUGGAUUCGGCGCCUCAGCUGACGACACUUCAGCACGUGAAAGUCUGUGGACUAAUGGACACAACCUGUUCAGAGAUCAGAGGCAGCUCCACAGUUUACAUUUCUAUUUCUACGUUUCCUCUGAGGGGACAGUGUUCUCUUAUGAAUAUUUUUAUGGGACAAAGAGGUGUGAGUGGUGUGAGCUGUGAUUUUGGUUUUUUUUGGUUUUUUAGAUCUCCUCUGGUUCCUCUAAAGGGCACCCGGGACAGUUCAGAACAUCAGCAGCUGUUAUAGAGCCAGAGGUGACUCCAGCUGUCAGAAUUACCUGCAUGCAUUAAAUUAUGUUAAUGCAUGAAGGAAAUCCUUUUUCCUGUUAGGGUGGCUCCAUUUUUAGUUUAUUUUUUAAUAUUUUUCUUCACUCUUUAAUUUUUUUCCUUACAAAUAUUUACUGCUGGACUUAGUAGAAUAAUGCACAUUUGUCAGCACUCGGUCACAUAGACACCGCAUGAUCCAGUAAAAGACUAGAUUUUACAAUCCCAGACAAUACAUUGCUUUUAAUGGAGGAAAUCUUGAGGGAUGGCUGUUAUGAGGAAAAGCAGCCCAGAAACUUUACCAGCGGCACACAUCGUUGUGUGCCUCAACUUUCGUUCUUUUACCCAAGCUAAUCUGCCAU
This is a messenger RNA of Oreochromis niloticus (Nile tilapia), 5117 nucleotides long. RefSeq names its product DNA repair protein RAD50. The record is from RefSeq and is a predicted model, not a curated record. Gene Ontology annotation, biological process: telomere maintenance via recombination; chromosome organization involved in meiotic cell cycle; double-strand break repair. The transcript is spliced from 29 exons. Bases 459 to 4373 code for a protein of 1304 amino acids. Gene Ontology annotation, molecular function: G-quadruplex DNA binding; ATP hydrolysis activity; single-stranded telomeric DNA binding. Lineage: Eukaryota; Metazoa; Chordata; Actinopteri; Cichliformes; Cichlidae. Gene Ontology annotation, cellular component: Mre11 complex; condensed nuclear chromosome; nucleus.